AGCGAUUACUCGCCGGUGGCGGCGGCGUGUCAGUCGGUCGGAGGCGCGCUCGCGAGUGCUCGUGUCGCUCGGACGAUGUCGGCCGCGCGGUGACCGCGCUAUCUCACACGCGCUCUUAGGCGGGAAAACUUCCCGCCCACAAUACUGCAAAAUAUUUUCGGACGCUAAUAAGCUGGCGAGCGGCGGCGGCGGCGGGCGCGGCCUGUUCUGCUACCACUGCCCGCCGAGCCUGCCACCGCACCAGCAUCGCCUGCCCGCGCUUGACUACCCAUUCACCGCCUCGCAUCCAUACACGAGUUACUCGUACCACCCGGCGAUACACGAUGACACGUUCGUGCGAAGGAAGCAGAGGAGGAAUCGAACCACCUUCACGCUACAACAGUUGGAGGAGUUGGAGACGGCGUUCGCGCAGACCCAUUACCCCGACGUGUUCACUAGAGAAGACCUCGCGCUCAAGAUCAACCUGACCGAGGCUAGAGUACAGGUAUGGUUUCAAAACCGCCGCGCAAAGUGGCGGAAAGCUGAGCGAUUGAAGGAAGAGCAGAGGAAACGGGAAGGCGCUGAAGUCAUGACCAAGAGAGAUCCGGCGGAUGACAAGGGGUCGUCAGAAUGCGGCAUGUCCCGCGGGUCAGCCGAGGCGUCACCUGUAUCAGGGGUGGCGUCCCCGCGCACUUCGCCGCCCGUGACACCGGGCUCGCCGCGCCGCUCGCCGCGACGUUCGCCGAUGCGUUCACCACGCCGCUCGCCAAACAGGUCGCCUAGACUCGACAGAUCGGAGACGAGUUGCGCGUCGCCGGCGCCGUCGGUGGGCAGCGCGGGCUCGCGGGACGCGUCCACCGAGCAGCGCCCUCCGCCGCACAUCUUCUCACCGUUUGACCACUCUGGUGUGUUUCGCUCGUCGCCCAGCGGCGCGGUGAGCGACACUCCGCCCGCACCGCCGCCGCCUCUGUUUUUGCCGCCACAUCUUUCACAUCUCUCACAGCAUCUCAAUCACUUGUCUCAACCUUUCUUUCCUUUAAAAGGAUGGGGAGCUCCUUGCCCCUGCUGCCCAAAAGAAGAAGCUCGUUCAUCCAGCGUGGCCGAGCUCCGACGCAAGGCCCACGAACAUUCAGCAGCUCUCCUGCACUCUUUAGCCAGUUUCCAAUCACGCGCCCUGCUGCCUUUACCCCUUCACUUACCGCCUUUGCCCCUGGCGCUGUUACCCCACGAUAGUACCCAGGCUCCCGCGCCCGCACCCCCUGAUCCUCCUAAACAUCUAGAGUAAUUCUAUGUUAUGCUCAAUUUUUUUCUAGGUUGUUUCUACCCCAUUUGUUUACUUGAUCAAAUUAUAGAUAUAUUGCUCCAUUUAUUUUACAAAACAUUCUUGCAAUGUAAGUGUGUGACAUGCAGUAUCAUAGAGGUACUUUAAUAAUUUAAUAUUUUGAGUUUUUAUUAAAUAAAAUCUAUUUGGAUGAUGGAGAACGGAUUUUCACACCAAAUAUUCUUAUUUAUUAAUUAUGUCAUAAUAUUAUACAUAAAUACCUAUGUAUUAAAUAAUCACAAAGUGAUUUUUUUUUUAUUGUUUUAAUUAAAAACAAGGUCAUGUUUUCUUCUUCUGUCUCGUCCCAAGUCGGUUGUCAAACCAUGUGUAGUAAUUAAGUGGAUUCAUACGUGCCAUAAUAACAAUACGUGCCAAUGCUAUGUGCCAUAAGUUUGUUUUUUAGUUUUAUUGUAUCCAGAUUUAAUAUUAUAUUUGGUUCUGCUAUACAUGUGGUGAAAUAUACGGAGAAUCAAGUUUUUAAAAUAAUCCCAGUUUGGAUUUUCUUUUCAGACAUUUCACUACAUGUAUAGCCAAUAUUUCUAAUAAAAUUAGUGAUUAUAUUUUUAUGUUGUAAAUAAACAUCACCGUCACAGUAUUCGACCAAAAACUGUUGUGAAUAUUCUUUUUAAAUUCUUAUAGUAGUAAUGGACAUAUUGUAAAUAUAUAAUCCACAGUAUUGAUAGUUCGGUGUUCGUAUGUUGUAUGUAGUAUACACAAAUGUAUAUAAAACACAAUAUAUUUGAUUUUACUAAAAAUCUAUAGUUGAUAAGUAUAAAUAAGUUAUUUGAUUAUACGACGCGAGGUGCACUUUUAACUUCUUGCAAGAACAGUCACAGAUAAUAUAAGUUAGCUUUGAUCAAACUAAAAGGUAUUAAUUUCUUCAUAAAAAGCUUGAAAUAUUUUUAAUACAUAUUUCUGUACACGAUCAUGGCCGAUUUAUUUCUGAAAAUAACAUAAAUAAUUGUAGAAAUUCCAUGUCUACAACUUAAUCAUAAUGAGUUUAAAUACAACUAUGUAUCUGAAAUGAAUAUUGUCAACUUAAAAAAAAAUCUCUAAUAAAAUUUACCUAUCAUAUAAGAAAAAUUAAGUACCUAUACUUAAAAAUAUUUUCGUUCAACACAAUUCAACUAUUUUAGUAAUAUAUACCAUCAAAUAAAUAAAUAUAUGUAAAAAUUGGCUCAGUUAUUCUUUUCUUUAAUUAAAUCGUUUCUAAAACUUUGCUAAUUUAUUACAUCCCUAUUUUAAGAAACUUGCCUCAUUUUAUCUGCACUAUAUUUUAUUAGAACAAUGUAUAAUUGUUCUCGACAUAUAACGGCUGAAGAUAAAAUUCGAGGCGUGAAAAUUACUCUGUAUAACUUAAAAUAUACCUAAUAAUACACUUGUAAAUGUUUGUCAUCACGAAAUGAAUACAAUUUUAGUUAAUAAAAAUAUGUAAGCUUGACUAAAACUAUUGACAAAACUGUUUAGAUCAUCAUCGCACUGAAGUGAUGAAGAAUUAAAUAAUUAUGAGAUUAUUAAUAAUUGAAAAUAGUUGCAGUAUACAACGUCAAAAAUAUAAAAUAUUGUUAUUACUCUACCAAUGGAGAAUACGAGCGCAUUGGAAUACCAAACAAUACUUUGUAAUUCAAGGUGUUGGAUGGUUGCAAUUAUUUAUGGGUAGUCGUAUAACUUACCAUCAGGCGAACGGCAAGCUCGUUUCGUCAUUCAAAGCAGUAAAAAAAGUAAAUAAAUUCAGUGGCUCUUAAAAAACAAUCAUAUCUUCCUAUUCCUAAUUUUGCAUAUAACACUAUCAAAUGGGGUAUCAUACUGUUAAAUUUAACGUUUUACCCCAAUACGGAAAUGAAUUACCCCAAAAGAAAACUGCAAAAUGUCUCGGUUUUUUCAAAUAAUUUUAGUCAAGCUGGAAGGACAUUAGUGAGGUCGCGCCAUGUUUGUAAAUAAUUGCGUAAGAGAGGUAGAAACCACUGCAUUAUGCACAAAGUGUGGAAUUGCUGGCGCGGCCGCUCUGUACCAUAUAGCUAAGUUAGCAUUAACUAUGUAACUCGACUAGUUGUUUUAAUUAUUAUGAAAUAUAUUACGUACCGAUAUAA
This is a messenger RNA of Manduca sexta (tobacco hornworm), 3390 nucleotides long. RefSeq names its product myb-related transcription factor, partner of profilin (gene Drgx). The record is from RefSeq and is a predicted model, not a curated record. The transcript is spliced from 9 exons. Bases 569 to 1264 code for a protein of 231 amino acids. Lineage: Eukaryota; Metazoa; Arthropoda; Insecta; Lepidoptera; Sphingidae.